GAAUCCCAUAAAUUAUAAAGGCGUAGAGCCUAUAAUGUGUUUCUAACACCUGACAGCAACGGUGUGACACCAGCCUGAAGAGGACAAAUCGAGCUUGUGAAAGGUUGUUACAAAAGACUCUUUGGAACUUGUUUUUAAUUUCAGAACAUGCAGAACUAAGAGUGUCUGUGGCUAUAACCACAAAGCUGCAAUCAUUUAAAAUUUGAUGAAGCGAUCACUAAAAAUAACCAGACAUCCAGAUAAGCAUCGACGUCUGAUAUUGAUGGCUCCUCCCCCGCUACCUGUAAAUCUGCGAUGCCAUCUUUCAACAAUUGAAUUUGACACACGACAGUUGGAGAUCGGACAGCGAAAGAUUACUAAAACCGCUCCUCAGCACAACAAACAACCGUUUUUUGACACGAUACACCCGCAAGGAUAUCGACAAACUGCGGUCUUUAACGUGAGGAGCGCAUUCAACAGUGCGCGGCGCGGAGCUGAAGUAGCGGACCUGCUGAAGGCUGCGCUGUUGAACAAGGUGGAUGAGUGAGUGAAUCCAUCGACUGACGAGCGAAACGUCCCUCAUCGCUAUGAUAUUAGUGCUUGCAUAGCUUUAUUCAUCCGGACUAUCAAGGACAUUUUGAGGAGUUUGUUAAAACAGAAAUUUGAAUUUUAUCAAAUUGAUCAAACGAAUGGCGCGCACUUCCCGCCAUGAACGCGCAUCGUGAGGCGGAUCACUGAUAUCUCGGUUUCAAAGGAAGCUUGAUUGAGGUGCUCGUGUGUGCUGUCGACUUAACUUUCACGCCCUAGCUUUAAGCCAGAUGAGAAGGCUCAGGAGCGAAAGGUGGUUGACUCAACAUGGCUGAGCCGCUGUGGCAUCAGGGGGCGCUGGCUGGAGCUCCCUGAAGCGCCUGAAUCCCACUUGGGUUGUUUGUUUCGGAGCUGGCAGAUGACCAGAAGGCGAUAAUGGCGAAAAACAGAGAGAAAUUCAACCCGGAUCCGUCCAUCCACAUAUCCAAGAUGAAUGUUAUCAUUCCGUUUACACCAGAUGUGCCCUGUGACAACAACGGCCAGCGGAUGUGGUGGGCUUUCCUCGCCUCCUCCAUGGUCACUUUCUUUGGGGGUCUCUUCAUAAUCCUCCUGUGGAGAACUCUCAAAUACCUGUGGACUGUGUGCUGCCACUGUAACGCCAAAAAGAAGGAGGUGCAUCGCAUCACCACAGGCGAUGGCAUCAAACGCGCUGACAAGGACGAUGGGGCGGCCAAUGAGGUGGGCUGGAUGACCUCGGUCAAAGAUUGGGCUGGAGUCAUGAUAUCUGCUCAGACACUAACGGGAAGAGUUCUGGUGGUGCUCGUGUUUGCUCUCAGCAUUGGAGCCCUUGUAAUAUACUUCAUAGAUUCCUCUGAUCCUAUUGAGUCCUGUCAGAACUUCUACAAAGACUUCACCUUGCAGAUCGACAUGGCGUUCAAUAUAUUCUUCCUGCUGUACUUCGGCCUCCGUUUUAUUGCUGCCAAUGACAAGCUGUGGUUCUGGCUGGAGGUGAACUCAGUGGUGGACUUCUUCACUGUUCCUCCAGUGUUUGUGUCAGUGUACUUGAACAGGAGCUGGCUUGGCUUGAGGUUUUUAAGGGCCUUAAGACUGAUACAGUUCUCAGAAAUUUUACAGUUUCUGAAUAUCCUAAAGACGAGCAACUCAAUAAAGCUGGUGAACUUGUGUUCAAUCUUCAUAAGCACAUGGCUAACUGCAGCAGGCUUCAUUCAUUUGGUGGAAAACUCAGGGGAUCCUUGGGAAAACUUCACAAAUUACCAGGCACUUUCCUACUGGGAAUGUGUCUACUUACUCAUGGUUACGAUGUCCACUGUUGGCUAUGGGGAUGUUUAUGCAAAAACCACUCUGGGCCGCCUGUUCAUGGUCUUCUUCAUCCUUGGUGGUUUGGCCAUGUUUGCAAGCUACGUCCCUGAAAUCAUAGAGUUAAUAGGAAACCGCAAGAAAUAUGGUGGUUCCUAUAGUGCGGUUAAUGGAAGAAAGCACAUCGUGGUCUGUGGUCAUAUAACACUUGAGAGUGUGUCCAACUUUCUUAAAGACUUCCUACACAAGGACAGGGAUGAUGUCAAUGUAGAAAUUGUUUUUCUCCAUAAUAUUUCCCCUAAUCUUGAGCUGGAAGCCUUGUUCAAGCGCCACUUCACCCAGGUGGAGUUCUACCAAGGGUCUGUCCUAAACCCACAUGACCUGGCCAGAGUCAAGAUUGAAUCAGCUGACGCCUGUUUGAUCUUAGCCAAUAAAUACUGUGCUGACCCUGAUGCUGAGGAUGCAUCCAACAUCAUGAGGGUAAUAUCUAUCAAGAAUUACCAUCCAAAGAUCAGAAUAAUUACUCAAAUGUUGCAGUACCACAAUAAGGCCCAUCUUUUGUACAUCCCAAGCUGGAACUGGAAGGAGGGAGAUGAUGCCAUUUGCCUUGCGGAGCUGAAGCUUGGCUUCAUCGCCCAGAGCUGCCUGGCUCAAGGCCUGUCCACUAUGCUGGCCAACCUGUUCUCCAUGAGGUCCUUCAUUAAGAUUGAGGAGGACACAUGGCAGAAGUACUACCUGGAAGGAGUAGCCAAUGAGAUGUACACUGAGUACUUGUCGAGUGCCUUUGUGGGCUUGUCCUUCCCAGUAAUUUGCGAACUCUGCUAUGUAAAGCUAAAGCUACUACUGAUAGCUAUAGAGUACAAGUCUGAUCAGAGGGAAUGCAGCACCCUGAUAAACCCGGGAAACCAUGUUAAAAUGCAGGAGGGAACCUUGGGCUUCUUCAUUGCCAGCGAUGCCAAAGAAGUGAAGAGGGCACUGUUUUACUGUAAAGCCUGUCACGAUGACAUCACUGACCCCAAAAGGAUAAAAAAAUGUGGAUGCAAGAAAUCCAAGACGCCCGCCUACAAGAAAAUAAGACUGGCAUGUUGUUUUGAUUGCGGAAACUCAGAGCAGGACUGCUCUUGCAUGCCAGUUAAUGUUCGUUGUAACGUGGACUCCCCUCAACGUGACAUCCCACUCUCUGCUGUCUCUGUAAAUGAUUGCUCAGCCACUUUACGUGCCUCUAAAAAUAGCUAUAAUGGAUAUAUCAAAUCAAUUGAAGAGGACCAACAAUCUGCGCUAUCACCCAAAAAAAAGCAACGUAAUGGAGGCAUGAGGAACUCUCCGAACACCUCGCCCAAGAUAAUGAGACAUGACGCGCUCCUCAUCCCGGGGAACGAACAGAUUGAAAGCCUGGAUGAGAACGUGAAGAAAUAGGACUCCACGGGGAUGUUUCACUGGUGCCCGUCCAAAGACAUUGAGAAGGUCAUCUUGACACGGAGCGAGGCAGCCAUGACUGUUCUGAGUGGACAUGUGGUCGUGUGCAUAUUUGGAGAUGUGAAAUCCGCGUUGAUUGGUCUCCAAAACUUUGUCAUGCCCCUUAGAGCGAGCAACUUUCACUACCAUGAGUUGAAGCACAUUGUGUUUGUUGGCUCAGUUGAGUAUCUGAAGCGAGAGUGGGAAACUCUUAAUAAUUUUCCAAAAGUCUCCAUUCUUCCAGGCACGCCGCUGAGUCGGGCAGAUCUGAGGGCUGUCAACAUCAACCUCUGCGAUAUGUGUGUCAUUCUGUCAGCAAAUCAGAACAAUAUUGAUGAUGCAUCACUGCAGGACAAAGAAUGCAUCUUGGCGUCACUCAACAUCAAAUCCAUGCAGUUUGAUGACAGCAUCGGGGUCUUGCAGGCUAAUUCCCAAGGUAGGGAGUGUCCUAUCAUAUUCCUGGACCAAGAUGAUGAUGACGACCCAGACACAGAGUUAUACCUCACUCAGCCUUUCGCCUGUGGGACAGCCUUCGCAGUCAGUGUGCUGGAUUCUCUAAUGAGCGCUACAUACUUCAAUGAUAAUAUCCUCACCUUGAUCCGGACUCUGGUAACAGGCGGGGCGACCCCAGAGCUUGAGGGGCUGCUGGCGGAGGAGAAUGCGUUGCGGGGUGGCUACAGCACACCACAGACCCUGGCGAACAGGGACAGGUGUCGCGUGGCACAGCUGGCCUUGUACGAUGGGCCCUUUGCUGACCUAGGGGAUGGUGGUUGUUAUGGUGACCUGUUUUGUAAAGCUCUAAAAACAUACAACAUGCUGUGCUUUGGUAUCUACCGGCUGCGAGACGCACAUCUAAGCGCACAAAACCAAUGCACUAAACGGUAUGUCAUAACCAAUCCACCAUAUGCGUUUGAGAUGGUGCCCUCAGACCUGAUAUUCUGCCUGAUGCAGUUUGACCACAAUGCUGGCCAGUCUCGAACCAGCUUCUCCCACUCUUCUCAUUCGUCCCAUUCCUCCAGUAAGAAGAGCUCCUCAGUCCACUCUAUCCCAACCACCAACCGCGCCAACCGCACCAAAAGCAGAGACUCACGAGACAAACAAAAUGCAACAAGGAUGAAUAGAGUGGGCCAAGAAAAGACAUGGUUUACAGAUGAGCCAGAGGACACACACCUGAGGACCGUACAGAUUAAACCUGUGAAUACUCUCGCCGUCAACCAAGUCAGUCAGUAUAAAUCCACAAGCAGCUUGAUUCCACCCAUCAGAGAAGCAGAAAUCGAGUGCUGAGCUCUGGACCCGUGCUGUCAUCUGGACACUCAGGGUCCCAGAAGACUUAUCGUGUAGGUUUCAUCUGCAAGCAUAAAUCAUGAAUUGACAUUAGAUGAAACUGCUUUCUUCAUUCACUUCUGCAGCAAGCUUAGUGUACAAGCAGAUUUAAAAUCAUACAUUUAGUAUAAUUGAAGACAAUCACAGUCAAAGGUCACCACUCAAGUAUUAGUUUGCACAGCUAAUCGUUAUUGGUGACCAGACCCCAUGACUUUUUUUCCAUUUUGGAGAAUAAGGGAGAAGAGCAAUGUGAGAAUGACUACUGCUACUAAAAGAGGUGAUUAUGAUGAUUACUGGAUCAAGUUUUGCAGUUGUAAAAGUUGCCUUUUUAGCUGUUGAUGAACUACUACUACACUUACUUUACCCAGUGUUAGAGUUAUUUUGUACAGUAUGUUAAAAUGUGUAUUUUACAUCAAGCUGCAGUCCCAUCACAAUGGCAUUGUUAGUGACUGAUUCCUUUGCCAUUUGGAGCUAAUUCACAACAUUUGUGACGGUUACCAUAGCCAGUGCCCAUGUGUAAAUGGCAACUGGCUUCAGCCUUAUCUCUGUCCAUUUAUCUUUGCCUUUUUGAGUCGUUUGUUUGAAAUGUUUUCAUGUUGUCAUCUGGCUGCAAUGUCCAAAACCCCUGAAAGCUUGUUACAGUAAAUCUGCAAAGUUUGUCCAGAGUUGAAAUGUUAUGGAAUAUUCUUUUCUCUUUUCUUUUUUAUGCCAAUAGUCAAAUAUGAUAGAGCUGUUUUGCUGGCAAUAUUAUAAUAUAAACAAAAAUCUAACAGUUUCUAAUACAGUGGCAGAGCUCGUCAUUUAGAUAAGACAGCAUAGACAACGGUACCGUAUGAUGAGUCUGUAGGUGAAUUGAAUGUGAAAGCC
This is a messenger RNA of Monopterus albus (swamp eel), 5469 nucleotides long. Its product is annotated as calcium-activated potassium channel subunit alpha-1-like. Gene Ontology annotation, cellular component: postsynaptic membrane. Gene Ontology annotation, molecular function: large conductance calcium-activated potassium channel activity. The transcript is spliced from 31 exons. The record is from RefSeq and is a predicted model, not a curated record. Gene Ontology annotation, biological process: potassium ion transmembrane transport. Lineage: Eukaryota; Metazoa; Chordata; Actinopteri; Synbranchiformes; Synbranchidae.